This is a messenger RNA of Lodderomyces beijingensis, 1557 nucleotides long. The record is from the annotation of a GenBank genome assembly. Lineage: Eukaryota; Fungi; Ascomycota; Pichiomycetes; Serinales; Debaryomycetaceae.
AUGAUUGAAUCCAUUUCAUUGAUUCAAAGCUGGUAUAUCGCCUUGCCAUGCUUGUUCAUCGUCCUUCAAAUUGCCCUAUACUUUCAUACACAGUAUUUGAUUAGGAAGUUGGGCGCUAAGCCGAUGCUAAAUGUGAGAUCUGAUGGUUGGUUCGGCUUUAAAGAAGGCAAAGCCAUGCUCAAAGCUAUCGAGGAGGGCAGAGUCUUGCAUUUAGGUGUUGCCAAAUACUAUAAGGUGGAUCACCCCGAGGUGCCCACUUACUUUGAGAGAAUCUUUGGCAAAGGCAUCAUUUUCACAAAAGACCCUGAAAACAUCAAGGCGAUAUUGGCUACCCAGUUUACCGAUUUUGGAUUGGGCCACAGGUUGCGCUAUUUUGAUCCAUUGCUCGGGAAAGGCAUAUUCACAUUGGACCAUGCAGGGUGGAAGGACUCACGAGCAAUGUUGAGACCGCAGUUUGCUAGAGAACAAGUUGCCCAUGUGAGAUCCUUGGAACCUCACAUUCAGUAUUUGUUUAAACACAUUGAUCUUCACAAGGGCGAGUAUUUCGAUAUCCAGGAGCUAUUCUUUAGAUUCACCGUUGACUCGGCUACCGAGUUUUUAUUCGGUAGUAGCGUUAGCUCGUUGCAGGAUGAAUCAAUUGGGUGCAACACCAAGGAGCUCGAUUUCGCCGGAAGAUUACAGUUUCCUGCCGCCUUUAACAAGUCACAGCUCUAUCUUGCAACUAGAAACAUGUUGCAAACGCUUUAUUGGCUUGUAAACCCCAAGGAGUUCCAAGAAUGCAAUAAAGUGGUUCACGAUUUUGCCAACCACUAUGUGAACUUGACAUUGAGCUAUUCUCCAGAAGAGCUCGAGGAGAAGAGUAACGGAUACGUGUUUUUGUACGAGUUGGCUAAGCAAACUAGAGAUGCAGCAGUGUUGAGGGAUCAAUCCUUAAACAUCUUGCUCGCGGGGAGAGACACCACCGCUGGUUUACUAUCAUUUGCCAUAUUUGAACUAGCAAGAAAUCCAGAUAUGUAUGCUAAACUUCGUAAAGAAAUAUUAGAAAGGUUUGGACCAACUGAUCUUGAAGAUAUCACAUUUGAGAGUUUGAAGCUGUGUGAAUACUUGAAAGCAGUCUUGAACGAGACACUCCGGUUGUACCCUUCGGUGCCACGCAAUGCCAGACUUGCCACCAAAAACACAACGUUGCCCCACGGUGGUGGACCAGACGGAACGUCUCCCAUUUUCAUUCCAAAAAAUGCUGUUGUAACGUACAACAUAUCAGCAACUCAGUGCGACCCGUACUAUUAUGGCAAAGAUGCCGAUGUGUAUAGACCCGAGAGAUGGUUCGAAGAGUCAACGAGGAAAUUGGGAUGGGCGUAUUUGCCAUUCAACGGUGGUCCCAGAAUCUGUUUGGGACAGCAGUUUGCACUCACGGAAGCGAGCUAUGUGGUUACAAGAAUAGCUCAGACUUUUAGCAAGUUGGAAUUGCAGGACCGUUAUGAAUAUCCACCAAAGACCUUGGUUCACUUGACCAUGUGUCUUUUUGAUGGUGCUUGGGUCAAAAUGGAGAGAUGA